GGGAGAGAAAAGGAAAAGGGAUUGAGGUACAAGAGUACACAGGGACAGUCUAAGAUCGGGCAGCGCGGCAGCUACCUUCCUCUGGUGUAUGCUGGACUCCCCCAUGGAUAUGACACCCUGUUUCUGAUUUGGACUAAUAACUAUCCACUUUGAUUUAUUCUUAUCUGUGUGCCAUCUUCACUAUUUCCCAUCGGAUCCUGCGAGUAACCCUGCACACAUGUUAGUCCACGCGUACUCUGCUAUGGACCGCUCUGACCUGAAUGGAGCAGCCAGUGGUGGUCGAUUGUCCCAGCUCUCCUCACUCAACCAAGGGGCAUACUCCUCGGCUCCCCCACUCUGUCACACCCCAGUAUCUGACUUCCAGCCCCCAUACUUCCCACCCCCGUACCCCCAACCUCCCUUAUCUUACUCCCAGAGCCAGGAACCUGGGUAUCCCCACCUGGGAGACCCCUACACCGGCAUAAACCCCAUCCACCAGCAGACGGCAUGGCACACUCAGAGGAGCAGACAGGAGGAGGCCGGGCUGCUCUCUCAGGCACACAGGGGGCUCAGUCUGGACCCACGCAGAGACUAUGUUCCCCGUCUCCUGUCCGGGUUGGGAGAUGGUGGGCACAGCCUGGCAGAGAGUGCCCUGUCUAUGCAUGCACUUUCUCACCACAACAUAGAGGACAUGCAGGUGCUGGAUGAAUCUGGUGUCAGUUUACUGGAUCAGUCUGUGAUCAAGAAAGUUCCCAUUCCAUCCAAGAACAAUGGCAGCAUGAUGUCUUCUCUAUCUAUGAAUAAAGAAAGCCUCAUAGGAGGAGUAACAAAUCCAAAUGAGGUUUUCUGUUCUGUCCCCGGACGCUUAUCUCUGCUCAGCUCCACUUCCAAGUACAAGGUGACAGUGGGAGAAGUCCAGAGGCGCCUGUCACCCCCUGAGUGUCUUAAUGCAUCUCUCCUUGGCGGGGUCUUACGAAGGGCAAAAUCAAAGAACGGUGGUCGUUGUCUCCGAGAGAGGUUGGAAAAAAUUGGUUUGAACCUGCCUGCUGGGAGACGUAAAGCUGCCAAUGUGACUCUACUAACAUCUCUAGUGGAGGGUGAGGCUGUCCAUCUCGCCCGAGACUUUGGCUAUGUUUGUGAGACUGAGUUCCCAGCUAAAGCGGCAGCAGAAUACUUUUGUCGGCAGCACUCUGACCCUACAGAGCUCCAUACGAGAAAGAACAUGCUGCUUGCUACCAAGCAGAUUUGCAAGGAGUUUGCGGACUUGUUGGCCCAGGAUCGCUCUCCUUUGGGAAACAGUCGUCCGUCUCUUAUCCUGGAGCCAGGUGUACAGAGUUGCCUGACUCACUUCAGCCUAAUCACUCAUGGAUUUGGAGGUCCAGCCAUAUGUGCAGCACUUACUGCUUUCCAGAACUACCUACUUGAGUCUCUUAAAGGAAUGGACAAGAUCUUCAUGAGCAGUACAGGGAAUGGACAUUCAAUAGGGGAAUCCAAACCAUCAGAGAAAGAUAAUAAACAUAGGAAAUAGCCCCAGCCAUGUUGGUGGCUGAGAAGGGAAAGAUGAUUGCUUGACAACCAUGAGAGACUUGUCCAAUGGUGAAACCUAGACCAUCACACCUGCAUGUUUUCAGUAUAUGGCGUUAAAAACAAACUAACUAAUAAACCUUGACAGAAGAAAUGGUAUCAAAUAGAGUGAGGGAAAAACACACAGAAGAAGAUAUAAUCACUGUAUGGUUACUUGCUGACGAUGCAUUUUAUGCCAGUGUUUAGCAGUAAAACAGCAUGUAACUCAGACUACUAGUUAGAUUGUGCAGCAUUUUCAUGAUGUAUCACAUUAACAGUAAUUAUAUCUCUUCUACAAAACAGCAAACUUAUUAGAACUGAAGGGAACACAACCAAAAGUGGAACAUCCAUACAUCCAUCAUAUGGCAUAUCCAAACAACAGAAUAGUCCAGACAAUUGGAGGCAAUUAAGAUGGAGCAAGUUUAUGUUAGCGUGGCGCUAGUUGUAUGCACCAAGUUAACAUUCACAGUUAUGAUUGUGUGGAGGCAAACAUUGUGAUCAUGUCAUCAUUUGUCACAUUCACCACUUGUCUACAUUAAAUGUGCUCUAUUUAUACAAGUACUGAACACAUUAGCUUCUCAACUGAAGCAACUUAUAGGUUUGAUUAAGAACUAAGCAGCACAGAGCAUACCGUCUCAGCCAGACCCUCUGUGUCCAUGUGUUAGUGGCCAAACAAUUACAUAAACUUCAACAGCAGCAUAAAGUACUGACAGGAUACUCCUGGUGUUCUAAGAUUGUGGGCCAAACAUACUCCUGUAUCAUACUUGCCUACCUGAUCCUCUCCAUGAGGGAGAAAAUGCUCUGUUC
Molecule: messenger RNA, 2349 nt
Organism: Pseudophryne corroboree (corroboree frog)
Lineage: Eukaryota; Metazoa; Chordata; Amphibia; Anura; Myobatrachidae
Gene: TFAP2E
Product: transcription factor AP-2 epsilon
Exons: 7
Coding region: 218-1507 (429 amino acids)
Biological process (GO): anatomical structure development; regulation of transcription by RNA polymerase II; regulation of cell population proliferation
Cellular component (GO): nucleus
Molecular function (GO): DNA-binding transcription factor activity, RNA polymerase II-specific; RNA polymerase II transcription regulatory region sequence-specific DNA binding
Source: RefSeq, a predicted model, not a curated record